CCACGUUGCCGCAACUCACGUCUUGGAAUCCCGGCUGGCGGGAUGGGGGCUCUGGCUUUUCUCACUCACUCACACUCUCUCUGAGUCUCAUCCCCACCCUCGCUCGUUCGACCGGUUCGACGCUAGAUCCGUCCAUCCCGGGUUUGGCCUGGCUCAACGUGGACGCGCACGCUCCUUGCUGGCCGGGACAUUCUGUGACCAGGGCAUCACAACUUGAGACUUGGCCCGCCUGCAGCCUCCAAGCACCGGAGCGCACGACGUCGUCGUCCCAUUCUUUUGCAACAUGUAUAAUCCUCGCUACCUGAGCUAUGAGCAGACCACCGGCCCAUCUCCUAAGUUUUCGGCGUUGAACAUUAACUCGGGCCUGUCCUCCUCUUCUUCUUCUCGUCUUCCCGACCCGGCUUGUCAUUCAUCUUCUUUUUAUGUCAUCUCGCUGUUCCCUCCCUCCCCCCAUUCCCUCUUCGCACCGUCACCAGCUUACGUUCCUUGACGAAGACUCUUUAAUUUCUUAUCCUGAGGGCUCCUGGUGAUAGUCCCUCGUCCGUCCCUUCAUUCUUAGCAAAGAGCCGCCUGGUGUGGCCUGUGUUUUCUUAUACCUUUGUUUCUAGAGCUGUACAUCUGGUGACGGACGAACCACACAUAAAACAGAAAUGGAGUCGACAUCAUUGCGGUCGCUGGUCCUCUACGGCCUGUUGGCGACCUUUGCCGACGCCUCUCCGGUCGAGAAGCGGGCUAAUCUCCAGAAACGAGGACACUUCCUCGUGCCCCGAGUGCUCAACGAGAACUUCGAGGGCCACAACGGACCGAGGCAACUGCUUAAGACGUAUCGCAAGUAUAGCAUGCCUAUUCCUCAGGGUCUGCUGGAUGCCAUGGCCGCCCAGGAAGCCAAGAACCCGGCGCCCGCCCAGGCUGAGGGAUUCAAGUCGCUUGCCGCCGGCGCAACGAACCAGAGCGCCGCCCCUGGCCAACCCGGAACCGGUCUCGUCACCGCCACCCCGAUCCGCAACGACGUCGAGUACGUCUCGCCCAUCAAGAUUGGCGGCCAGGAGGUCAACGUCGACUUCGACAGCGGUUCUUCCGACCUCUGGGUCUUCACCUCCAUGCUCGACACCCAGUCCCAGACAGGCCACCAGUUGUACGACCCGAGCAAGAGCCAGGGCGCCAAGAUGCUCCAGGGACAGCAGUUCAGCAUCAGAUACGGUGAUGGCUCCGGCGCCCAGGGCGUUGUGGGAACCGACGUCGUUGAUAUUGGCGGCGCCGUCGUUCAGGAGCAGGCCAUCGAGAUGGCCACCGCCGUCUCACAGCAGUUCGUCCAGGAUACCGCCAACAACGGUCUCCUGGGCCUCGCCUUCUCCAAGCUCAACACCGUCAAGCCUACGGCCCAAAAGACCUUUUUCGACAACGUCAUGCCCAGUCUUGCCGAGCCCGUCUUUACAGCCGACCUCCGCAAGAAGUCCGUCGGCGCCUACGAGUUUGGCCGCAUCGACAGCUCAAAGUUCACCGGCCAGAUGGCCUGGAUCCCCAUCAACACCACCACCGGUUUCUGGCAGUUCACUAGCGAGAAGUUCGCCGUCGCUGGCGGCGAAGUCCAGAUGGGCACGGCCGGCGCCCAGGCCAUCGCCGACACGGGAACGACGCUCAUCCUCGCCAACCCGCCCAUGGUCCAGGCCUACUACCAGCAGGUCCAGGGCGCCAAGCAAGACCAGAACGUCGGCGGCGUCACCUUCCCCUGUGAUGCCCAGCUUCCCGAUCUCAUGAUGGACAUUGGCGGCGUCUACAUGGCCCGCGUCAAGGGUAGCGAUAUCAACUUUGCCCAGGUCAAUGCUCAGACUUGUUUCGGCGGUCUUCAGGCCACGACCUCCAAGCUCCAGAUCUAUGGCGACAUUCUGUUCAAGUCGCAGUUCGUCGCCUUCAACGGCGGCAACAUGUCCAUCGGCAUGGCGGAGCACAUCGUCAACAGCCAACAGGCCGGCGCAGCCACCGCACCCGGCGCAGCGGCGUAAGCAUUGACACACUUGUGCGGCAAUCUUCAUUUCUUUUGGCAUUAGGAUUCACUUGUUUUUUUCGUGUCCAGGGAAAACAACAACAACGCCGGCUCGAAGACGUCCGGAAGUGAGAGGUCGACGAGGGCCGCCAUGGGAGGAGGGUUAAUGGUCGUCCUCCAAGCUUUGUUAAUUGCUGUGGUCAUUGGCGUCUGAGAUCGGACUGCACAAAAGACACAUUCGAUUUUCUUCUCCUACAACUGUUACAUCUAAAUAACAACGGGACCUACAUGGGUCAAUCUCAUUCUAGCUUAGAUAUUCUCUGAGCUCUCUAGCCGGCAUAGUAAAUGAAUGGCAUUGUGAUUGGAAAGCACUGUUGCUCGCUUCACUCCGAUUUGUUUAGACUUCACCCGACUCAUUUGGCGAC
Messenger RNA from Colletotrichum destructivum, 2409 nucleotides. RefSeq names its product Putative aspartic peptidase A1 family, aspartic peptidase, active. The record is from RefSeq and is a predicted model, not a curated record. Gene Ontology annotation, molecular function: aspartic-type endopeptidase activity. Gene Ontology annotation, biological process: proteolysis. The coding region runs from base 651 to 2003 and encodes 450 amino acids. The transcript is spliced from 2 exons. Lineage: Eukaryota; Fungi; Ascomycota; Sordariomycetes; Glomerellales; Glomerellaceae.